CUCUUACCACCAUGGAGACCAAGAUAAAACUCCGUUUUUACUUGCGCAGUGACCUCGUUCGCAAGGUGACGUUGACGACCCCUCCUUCCUGGGCGGACGUCAGUCACUGGUUGUGGGUGGUCUUCAAUGCUCCCGUAGACAGCGCUGUUCCUGUGUACAUCAACGACGAUGGUCAGCAGGUCGCCGUAUCCGAUGACGAGAGCCUGAGCCAGUUGUUCACCGCCAUAUCAAACAAACCUUUUGUGGAGUGUCGGGUGUGUAUGAGACGUGUCCACGUCAACGAUGCCGAUGAAGCCAAGCAACAUUCCGUGGACGACUUCGUGGACGAUUCUCCCGACGCCAGUGACCAUCGCGGUCUGAAGAUAUCGGUUUCAUCGCGACCUAUACCUGCGAACGUACUUUCUGAGCCCGCCAACGCUGCGCCUUGCUCACCCAUACCUAUCCGGCCCGCAAAUGACAACUCCCCAGUGGCUCCGGAUCCGAGUCAGGACGUUGUUGAAGACCUCGUAAACCGUCUACAAGCCAACCCCUACAGGCUAUUUUCGCAUAGAGAGGGUGUACUAGUUAGUGGAGCCCCGUGGCGGCUGCACGUCGCGCAGCUCCUUCGAGGUCCAGAGGGUGCUCGACAUGCAUCCGACAUCGUGGCGUUCAUGAGACGCAACGGCAUUCCCAUCGACAUUGAGGAUGACGGUGGCUUGGAGUUGAAUCGUUCGCCAACCCCAGCUGAUCGUCGUCGGGCUCGCCGCCAUUCUCGCAGCCCAUAUCCUCCUGCAUACGGGAUGCAUCACCCUGAUCGCCUCUUGAUGGCAUCGAGCCCGCCUCCUGCCCAUCGUUCGCCGUCUACACUUUCGCUCGUCUGUCAAAUUCCUUCCGCACCUCGCAAUCCUCGCACGACACAGGACACCACAAGCCCCACGCAGUACAGUGCCCAUAGUGCUGCAGCGUCUCGACACGGUGCAGCCCGUAGCCCGCAUGGUCCUGCGGGAGAUGGGCGCAUCCCGCGCCACCCCCUUGCAACUCGGACGAGCACGCUCACCCCUCAAGUCGCUGUAGCCGAUGCGGCGCAGCGAUGCGAGACCCCGCCACCUGUCACGCACAAGGUCAUUGUCAAGCUAGUCAAGCCUGAUGAUGACUUGACCCACAUUCGCGUCCGCCAAAUCGCCUUCAACCGCACACCGACCUGGGAACACCUCGCAGCUCUUCUCGCCGCAUCUUACGACACAUCGCCUCGCCUCCUCAUGCUUUCCCACUCUCCCCUCGACACCACUCUUCCUUCCUGGUGGGCAUGCGAAGGCCUGGAACGGGUUCGCGGACCGACCGGGCUUUCCAACAUGCUCCGCAUCGCCUUCAACGCUAACGAGUCCACUGAGUUCGCAGUGCUCGAAGCGAUGGCGGGUGGCGGAGACGCCGUCCUGGGAUUUGGUACAGUACGAUUCCAGAGUGCCAGUACCAACGUUGCAAACCCUGGCAUGGACGUCGACGCCUCCGCUACAAAUACCGUGGAGCAGCAUGCCUUGCGCCACACGCGAGACCUUCAGGCGGCCAUCGCUCGCUCUGGCAUGCGGCGUGUUCGACCAGCAAACAGGGCCCCGCGAGUUUCUUCAAACACAAACACCAAACCUCGCGCGGUCCACGACACUCCUCCGAACAUCGCCAUCCACACGUCCCGCGUGCUCGACAACGCUUCCAACGCGCGCCAUCCGUCUGCCAACUCAACUGCCACACGCUCACUCCCGACCCGAGGGCUCGCGAUCUCCCAACCAACGACACACGCCUCCGUUCCAAUGCGCCCUACUCCGACGAGAUCAUCCAAUCAACCGACAUCCACGUCGCGAACCGAUAACGUCCAGUCCGUCAACGAGAACACCCCUUUCGUACGCAGCAUGGCUCCGAGCCCCGAGCCACGUAACGCCGCGCACACGGUAAGGACCGCUCAAGACAACCGUUGGAAUUCGCUGGAUGCGGUGGUGGACAACUACAGGAAUCAGCUACGUUAUUCGGUUAUUCGUUCUCGGGAAGCUGAUGUUCAUGGCAAUGCACCGACUCGGCAGGUCAACAGUCGCCGGACCCAGGCCCGCGCUCAUCAUCCGUACGCGCGGGUCAUGACAAUAUCUAUGGAGGGCAUGCAGCCUGCUAUUUGUGAGCUGCAUGUUCAAGACCUCACGCAACAAGUUGGUGAUUACGCUGCGCUCGGCUCAGCCCGCCGGAGCAGCGUCGCACCUCAGAUCACUUACAGUCAGAGGCGCGGACGAGAUGAGAGAGGUAGGGAUCGUCGUCGCGGAGCUACGCAUUUCCGCAGUGCGGCGGGAAGGUGAGGGCAUGGUGGAUCCGGAGGUCGUCUAACGUGAUGGCGGCUCCGUAAAUUGCGUCCUGUAGGGCGAGUUGUGUUCUACAGUACGAGUACAUUCCUGACAAUCCUACAUAUUUAUCUUUGACAUUCUGCUCCGACUCCACUAUGCCUCCCCCUUCUGUAUUUAAAUGACCCUUCUUAUAUUUAUGGACUUUUUUCUAAAUCUAUUCACUCUCGUCAAUGCGUCAGGAACACGUUGUCGAGUGGUGCAUUCUCAGUUGUAUAACUUUCUUUCCCUGUCUUCCUUCUAUCGAUCUAUCUUACGUUCUUUGCCCUGUGUGUUUUCCUGCUACGUCGUCGGUGUGAUUAUAUGGCAGCGGUAUGUCUUCUGUUCCUGUGAUAGAGCCGCUGUAGCUGAUAGUGCCAUCUUGUCAGUGCUGUAUCAUAGUAAUACAACAUCCGUUGCCAAAUA
Rhodofomes roseus is the source of this 2762-nucleotide messenger RNA. RefSeq lists its product as uncharacterized. The coding region runs from base 12 to 2315 and encodes 767 amino acids. The transcript has a single exon. Lineage: Eukaryota; Fungi; Basidiomycota; Agaricomycetes; Polyporales; Fomitopsidaceae. The record is from RefSeq and is a predicted model, not a curated record.